Molecule: messenger RNA, 243 nt
Organism: Prunus armeniaca (apricot)
Lineage: Eukaryota; Viridiplantae; Streptophyta; Magnoliopsida; Rosales; Rosaceae
Source: the annotation of a GenBank genome assembly
AUGAAGAUGAUGAGUGCAAUGCUGCAGGUGAUUGCACAAGAGGACGAAGAGAGACGAGUUAAAAGACGAAUUCCCCAGAUGACGAUGAUGGUAGUGCUUCAAUACUUGGCUAAGCUUUCACUUUGUGGUCGGAUUGAUGGCCCAGAUGGGUUGGUGCGUUGGGUGCUGAUCACUGGAAAUUGGCAUGUAAAGCCAGAUGAUAAUGAUUUGUUUCAAGAUGUCAUUUCCAAGUUGAAACUGUGA